Messenger RNA from Microplitis mediator, 2749 nucleotides. RefSeq lists its product as uncharacterized. The transcript is spliced from 2 exons. Lineage: Eukaryota; Metazoa; Arthropoda; Insecta; Hymenoptera; Braconidae. The coding region runs from base 253 to 1458 and encodes 401 amino acids. The record is from RefSeq and is a predicted model, not a curated record.
GAUACCUGAAUGAAUUUUCUCUCUAAAGUUAACUUAAUCUCUGUUAAUCGAAAAAGUUUAUUUAAAAUUUAAGCUUUAUGGUACGUUUAAUAUUGAAUGGCCUGAGCGUAAUAAAAAAUUAAUAAAACAAUUAUUAAUUUAUAUAGUAAUUCAAUUUACCAUAUGCAAAACAAAUAUAAAAUUUAAGAUAUAAACAAUUAUUAAAACAAGUUAGUAGAUUAUAAACUAGUCAGUUUCAUACUAAGACUUAAAAUGAUGUUCAUCAAAUUGUUUAAAUUUUAUUAUUUUGUAUUUAGUAUUUUUAUUACAUUAAAAAUAUCUUUUGGAGAAUCACUUGACAGUAUCGGACAUGAUAGUCAAUCUUCUUCAGUUUCAAUAGCUGCCUUUGAUACUAAAAAUACAUUAAAAGUUGUUGGAAAAAAUCAUACGAACGUUAAAGGUUCAGUUUUUGAUGAUUUAAAUGAAACUAACGGAACACGGAGUGGAAAUGACAAUUUAGUAUCAAACAAGAAUUCCGUAAUUGGUUCGACAAUAUCUCAUCAUAGAUCCGUGUUUUUUGAGCAUGGGAAUAAUACUCUUGUGAAUUGUAAAAAUAAUUUAGAUGUCCAGGGAGCGGAAAAAUUUUUUCCCUCGGGUACAAUAACUCUUGGACCAGAGAAGACUUUCAAGGACAUUGUUAAUUGUCCGAACAAGUCAGGAGUUAUUGGAGAUGAAAAAGUGGAUUCAAUGUUAGGGAAUAAUAAAAAAAUUAAAGUGGUUGUGAAUAUGACGAGUACUCACCAAUCGAUUGAUACAACCUGGAAAAAACGCCUGGUUGAUCCGUCUACGGUAUCGAGUCUGUUGGUAGCGCCUAGUGCUCAGGGUCAAUCGAUAGAUGUGAUAAAUUCAAUGAUCAAUUCUUCAGUUUCCAAUAAUCAUUUUCAAACAGGAGCAAUGGCUGAAAAAAUUAAUGAUGGUCGUGUUGAUGAUUAUAACAACAAUAACAAUAAUAAUGAAGUUGGUAGUGAUGAUGAUAAUAAUGGUAGUAAAACAUCAAAGCGUCGUUUUAAACGGGGAAAAUGCGGCUGUAAAAAAUGGAAAAGUGCUGAAUAUAAAAGUAGUGUUGUUGAUAUAAAAAAGCCAUUGGGUGGAAGGAGAUCAGCUAAUUUAGAUGUUAAUCUUAAUAAGAAUUUCAAUUCUGUACGAAAUCAUGAAAACUAUUUGUCUUCUUUAGUCACGAGUUCAAAAUCUGUUUUUACAACAAUUGAAACUACUUCAACAAUAACUACUACAACAACACCAUUAAUAUCAACGUUAACAAAAUUGAUAACAGAGAUGAAUGCAACAAUUGCGAUAAAAAAGAUUCCACUUCUAAAGAUUAAUUCAAAAAGAAAAAAAUGUCCAAGAAAACGUGGUUUUAAAAGAAAACUAUCUUAUAGAAAUAAAAAGGAUCAAGUUGAUACAAUUAGUAAAGUUUAGCUGACGAAUAUUUUAGUCUUAUGAUUUUCUCGACUAGGUUAUUAGGGUGACCCAAAAAAACCGACUUUUUUUGUUUUCGUUUUCAUGUGAAAAUUUGAUGAUUUAACAUAUUUUCGAAACCCUCUCUGGAAAUCAGCUCGAUGAAAAAUUUUUAAAAGGUCACUCACAAAUUUUGAAAAUUCCAAAAAUAAUUAAAAUUUGGAUUUUUUUUUUUUGUAAUUUUUUCUUUCUCGUGGCAGGAAUAGUUUAUAUCUGUAAAAUAAUGAAUAUGCUGAAAACUUUAAUAAUUAAACGGCGCUCAAAAAUUUUGAAUGUUUUCGAGUGCUGUCUUUUGGACGUUUUCGAGCGACCCUUGAAUAUUAAUAUUAAAGCAUCUCAAGUUUUAACCAUCAAUGAAUAUCAUAACCAAUUAAAAAUAGAACCCAAGAUAUAGAAAAAAUUAGUUAUUUACAUAUUUUUUGUUUUUUUAAUCAAUUUUUAGGUUUUUUUUGUUAUUCAAAUCUUACCCAAUUUUAUUGUUUAAGACUGUCCAGUAUAUUUUCAGUUAUGCAAAAGUUAUAUUUUAAUGAAAUGACGAUAAUAAUAAAAUCAUAAAAAAAUACAACCAUUAAUUCCAAGUAUUAGUUGCCUAUUAUGAGUUAAUAUUCAAAGCAAAAAUUUUCAGCAUGGCAUUGAUUUUACAGAUCGAAAAUAUUUCUGCCACGAAAAAGAAAAAAUUUAAAAAAAAAAUCUGAAUUUUAAUCAUUUUUAGAAUUUCCAAAUUUAUCGAGCGACCCCCUAAAAAUUGUUCACCGAGCUGAGUUUUGGAGAGGGUUCUUAAAACUUGUGAAACUAAAAAAAUUUUCAUAUGAGACUCGAAAACAAAAAAAAAGUCGGUUUUUUUGGGGUCACCCUACUAGUUAUAUUUUGGCACAUUAUUUAUGUUUAUGUCAAUAUAUUACAAAUGUAAUAGAAAAAUUAUUAAAUCUUAAUUAUAUUAGAUAAUAUAUGUCUUGAAUUAUAGAUGUACAAAGUCGAUUUAGAGACAAAGCUAAGUGAGCCAGGAGUUUCCUAAUCAUAACUUAUCCCAAGAAUGUACUAUUUGAUUGGCGACCAGCCAACUAAAUCGGCGCCAUGCAACCACCUACGUCAUCAAGACGCCAAAAAUUUUUGUUUUUGAACCUGAGUUAUUAAUUUCAUGUAAUUUUUGAGCAUCAAUUCAUUAUUAUAUCUUACUUAAUAUUAUUAUGUGAAACAAUUUAAACAGUAAAAAAUUAUCUAUAUUUUGAUUUUUAAUUAAUAUACGAAUUUA